Molecule: messenger RNA, 1954 nt
Organism: Saccostrea echinata
Lineage: Eukaryota; Metazoa; Mollusca; Bivalvia; Ostreida; Ostreidae
Product: mitochondrial intermembrane space import and assembly protein 40-like
Exons: 3
Coding region: 59-544 (161 amino acids)
Biological process (GO): protein import into mitochondrial intermembrane space
Cellular component (GO): mitochondrial intermembrane space
Molecular function (GO): protein-disulfide reductase activity
Source: RefSeq, a predicted model, not a curated record
AAACCGAACGAACUUGACGUUGACCGUGGUAUUUACAUCAUUAACUUAAUUCACAGCGAUGUCGUAUUGUCGAGAAGAAGGUAAAGAUGGAAAAGACAGGAUUGUUUUUGUGACCAGGGAGGAGGUUUCUACCCCAAGUCAGGCCAUGAUAGCCCAGGAAGAGGAGGAACUCUAUGAUGGCCCCACUGGAUUUGUGCAGCCUAAUGGAGACCUGAAUUUUGGAUGUCCCUGUGUGGGGGGUCUCCAUGCUGGACCCUGUGGGUACGAGAUGAGGGAGUUUUUAUCCUGUAACUAUUACAACUCCAAGGACAAGGAGGAUCCCCGGGGGCAGGGCUGUGAUGAAAAACUAGACACCAUGAUGUCCUGCAUUCAGAAACAUGCUGACUAUUACAGGGAGAAGAUGUCUGGAGAUGACGAGGAAGAGGAAGAUCCCUUCACUAUCACAGAAAACGAGGAGGAGGAAGUGUCCUCCUCCCACAUCGACGUGACCAGCAGCAUUGUGAAGGACAAGGAGGAAACAACAGAGACUGGUACCCAGUCCUGAUGUUCAUGUGUGAACUAGUUUUCUUGUUGUUUUUCCCCUUUGUUAUGAAUGUGAGUAUUAAUGUUGAAAGUAGAGUGAUCCUGUAGUGGCUAAGAUAUUGACAAUUGUGUGUCAAAGGUACUAUAGUAAUGAGUUUUUUUAAUUAAGUAGACAGUUUUUUAUAAUUAUGUUGGCAUUUUUUUUUUCAAAUCAUUGAAACACUGUGUGAAACUUUGCAAUUGUUCUGUUUAAGGAAUCAUUUUUUUUGUAAUUUAUUUUCAAAUGUAUUUACUGCGCCUCCUUCUACUUUGUAUUCAAUGGCAUUAAUGAAUGAUCAAUACACAGUUACCAUUAAAUUUUAUACAUUGACAGUGAUAAAGGAGCAACUUCACAACUAUGAGCAUUUUUGACAUAUUUUAAAACCAGAUUCUGUACAUGUAAUUUAUGGCAUUACUCCAUAGCAUUCUUCAUGAGGAAAAUUUCAUUAGCUUCAAGAUUUUUCUUCCAAAAUAUUUAUUUCAUACUGUUAGGGGGAAUUAACUCGCAUUGUUAGUUGUAAAACUAAAUUUACAUCUUGACAAGGUUGCAAAUUUAGGAAGCAUUGAAUAAUAUAAAGAAAAGGUCAAUGCAUACACAUUGAAGACAUUGAAUUCAAAUAUCCAUGAUUAGAUACCAAAGAAAAAAAAAGGACAACUUAUUAUACAUCUGAACAGUUUUAAACCCUAUACUCUGUAAAUGAUUUAUUUAUAAGAACUUUAUUUUUCUUUUUAGAUAAUUUCAUAAAAAUAUGUGAAUAUAAAGUUCUUGCAAAUGAAAUGUGAUUUAUUGUGAAUCAGAUGCAUUUUAUAUUGAAUUUGAGUUGAAUUAGAGACUGCCACAUAUAUUUCAUUAAGACUGAGCGCUAGGUAAUAGGAAAAGUGUGUAAAUUUGUUUAUAUGUUGCAUUAUACUAUGGGCAGUAAAACAUUAAAAACAGACAUUAAAAAAUAGCAUAGGUGUUAUUAGUUACAUAGUUUUUUAGUGACAGGGUACGGGAUGAUACCUGGUUAGUAAAUUUCAUACCUGGCGAGGCGAAGCCGAGCCAGGUAUGGAAUUUACUAACCAGGUAUCAUCCCGUACCCUGUCACUAAAAAACUAUGUAACGAAUUUACCCCACCGAUGAAAUAUUUAUGCAUUGUCUGUGGUUUGUAAAAUUGUUUUUCUCACUAUAUAUAUGUUUCAUCACUCAUACAAUGCCUAUUAUGACGUCACGUUGUGUGACGUAAUGUUGUUUUGCGAGUGUUUCGUGCUGUAAUAACGUACUGACAGUUUUGAAGACUUUCAGUAAAGGGAGAAAAAGGUUCCAUCUUCGUUACUUACAUUAGUUAACUGUAACAUUGUCAACAGACACUCGGCAAAUCGCGUGAACUCGAGUUGUUCAAACGUUACAAAA